Molecule: messenger RNA, 2462 nt
Organism: Spinacia oleracea (spinach)
Lineage: Eukaryota; Viridiplantae; Streptophyta; Magnoliopsida; Caryophyllales; Amaranthaceae
Product: FHA domain-containing protein At4g14490-like
Exons: 4
Coding region: 157-1881 (574 amino acids)
Molecular function (GO): protein binding
Source: RefSeq, a predicted model, not a curated record
CGGGUCGAAUUCGGAUGUAGUCGGAGCUAAGCUCCGGUGAACCGGGUGUGCUAUGCGUAAAAAGACAAGUACGGAGUAAUUGAAGAAGGGUAUUUGGAGUUUUGAAAUCACUUGUAAGCGCCAAAUAGAAACCCAAGUUAUCUCGAAUUUCUAGCAAUGGCGUCUUUGAAGCUGGUAAUCGAAAAGGGCCCUCGAAAUGGUGAAACCCUAGAAUUCAGCCCCAGAUCCAAGAUUCGAAUCGGCCGAGUUGUGAAAGGCAACAAUUUACCAAUCAAAGAUACAGGAAUUUCAUCCAAACACCUUGAAAUCAAAUUCAAUUCAGCUUCUGGAAAAUGGUUAAUUUCUGACCUUGAUUCUUCAAACGGUACUGUUGUCAACUCCUCUAAGCUUAAACCCCUCUCCCCAGUUGAAAUUUUACAUGGAGAUGUUAUUAUUAUUGGCGAAUUAACCAAAAUUAGGGUUGAAAUUGGGGAACAAGUUAAUGUAUGUAUGAACCCUAGACGACAAGCUGCUUCUAAAAGGGGUACUGAUGGUUCGAAUUUGGGUGAGAAUGUUGCAAGUAGGGAAGAAACCGACAACUGCAGAAACCCGAGGAAACGAGCUGCUGCUAGUAGUAGAAUCGAUUUGGGGGAGGACGAGGAGGCUCCUGAUAUGGUGAGCAAGGUGGAGGUGCGGGAAAAAGAUUGUUUGAAUUUGGAGAAAGAGGGGUUUUCUGCGGUUAGAGAUUUGAAGGAAGAACAUAUGGAAAAGAGGGCUGAAGGUAAUCAAAGAGGACGCGGGAGAGGGCGGCCAAAAAAAGCGAGUUAUUCAGAAGACGGAAAUGUUGUCGUUGGGAAAUCAGGGGUUAGACAGAAUGUUGAAAAUGAUAUGUUGAAGCCAGGGUUUGGUGAGGGUUUUUCUGUGGUUAGAGAUGCAAAGGUAGAGAAUAUGGAAAAGAGGGUUGAAGGUAAUCGAAGAGGACGUGGGAGAGGGCAACCAAAAAAAGCGAGUAAUUUAGAUGACGGAAAUGUUAGCAUCGGGAAAGUAGGUGUCAGACAGAAUGUGGAAAAUGAUAAGUUGAAGCCAGGGUUUGGUGUGAGUACUAGGAGGACUAGAAGCUCGAAGAGAGGAGAUGAUGAACUCUUAAGUUUAGGGGAAGCAACACCAGCAAAGAGGACUCGGAGAAAGAAGAAUGCUAAGGAUGUCCAGGAGAGUUCUGUGACGGAGACGGUAUUGGAGAGCGUAAAUGUGGCUGAAGAUACGAAGACAGUGGGAAGUCAUGGAAAGAAGGAAAAGGUGGUUGCUGAGUGUUCAGAAAAUGUUCGAGAUUCUAUUCCAGAAGAAGAGAUGAACCAUGCUGUUUUGGAAAAGGAAGUUCCUGAAAUGGUGGUUGAUUUGAAGGAGCAGCCUUGUGAAGAACCAGUGGGUGAUGCUUCUGAGAAAAAUGUACUUGAUGAUACAAAGAAUGAGCAGUCUGUGGAAGUGGAGACUCCUGAUUUGGAAGGAGGUCCUCAGUGUGUGACAGAGCACAAUUGUAAUGAGUGUGUUGUAAGCCCUUUGCUAGUUGAAGAAAGGUUUUGUGAUGUAUUAGGGAACGAUGAGGUGUUAACCGAUGGGAGAACGGAAGCAUCAGAAAUUGAAGAAGGUAAUUUAGUGUCAGAAGCAAAUUGUUAUGGUAAAAGCAAAGAUUCUGAUAGUACUAUCGUGCCUGACCUUGCAAAGAUGACUCUAGGGGAUUGGUUAGAAUUUUUGGUAGACUAUUUGCCUAAGCAGAUUUAUGCCAAAAGAGAUGAGAUCAUCGAGGAUAUGCGAAAAGAAAAUGCACGGUAUGAUGAUUUCAUGUUGCAGCAGCAGAAAGAGAAAAGCAAACUCCCUUCUGCCGCAGAAAAGACAGGGAAUUGAAGCGAAUAUGGUAAAUUCUAAGGGAAUUGAGGUUUCAGGCCUAACAAGUUUCAAGGGGUAUGAAGAAAUUUGCAACCAGUUAAUCAGGCCACCAUCACCUCCCUCUAGCUCUCAUGAACAGCUCAAGCUGGAAUUCUAGUGGUGAUAUCAUGUGACUCAAUCUGUUUGUCAACAUCAAGGACACCACACAAGCUGGAUAUGAGCCUGGGCUCCACAGAUGCAUCAAGUCUGUUUAACUUGGAUUCUAUAGGAAAUUGAAAAUAUUGUCCAAGAUGUCAAUCUUGACUCGGUGCUGCAUGGCUGGUGUUGACUGCUGAGAGCCUUUGCUGUACGAAGAACAAAGGUGGGCUUGUGAUCCGAGUUGCGAUGGCAAGCAAAUCUAUGGUCGAUGUUAAUGUCAAGUUUGGAAUGAGUUUAUGCGUGUUCAAUCUCAAAGUGUUGUUAAAUUGUAUAAUUCAUAACAUGUAUUUCACGUUGUGUAGUGUACUCUGCAUCAGUCAAAUGUCUGCUGAUAGUCUGAUACGGAGUAUAACAUACUCCCUCCGGCCUUUUAAUGGUGUGUAUUAAAUUGUACUCGUGCU